ACCACACCUGGACUCACUUAGAUCUGUGCAGCACACCACCAAGACACACCAAGAGGGACAGCCAUGAGGGGAUCCCAGCCAGCAGUGGCCAUGGUGGUGGUGGGGAUGCUCUUCACCUUCACCUUAUGUACACCAUUGUCUGGAACAAAUACUGAGGAAAAAAAAGGACAUUCUGAAGUGAGCUGGCCUGAAACAGGUUUGGAAGUAUGCCAAUGGCUGGUGGAAGACAGUAUGCAGGUGUCCUGCAAAGUUUGUUUCAGCAAUGCUGACACCUUUAAGGAGGUAAAGGAAUGUGUGAACGACUGGCUUCCUGCUCCAAUUGCUCAGUGCUCUGACACAGCAAAAAAUGAAGACAAAUUCAACCGCUGUGUCUUUAAGAACUACAAGAAUACCAUAAAACUCAAUAAGAAAGCAAACGUAUUCUAUGAAAAAAGUAGCAAAUUCCUGAAAAAGAUUGCAAAUUUCCAAUAUUUGGAGGAUGGUCCCCAAGCACUCUUCUCUAGCUUUAGUCAGGAGAUUCUCUUUAACAUUCCUGAGAUCCAGGAAGCACUAAGCACCAGUGAAGACUGUUUAGAAAGAUACAGUGGUGGCCUGAGGAGGGAUGUUCAGCAGACCCUUCCACAGUCACGAGUGACAGAUUAUGAGUAUGGCAAAGUGGGCCAUGACAUGCCCUUCAAGGGGGUGGGACCCCUUGCCUUGGCAGUUCUGAAUGGCAUGUGUAACACCCGCUACCUGGAGGACCAGCAGAACCUACAGCUUCUGGUAGACACAGCUGUGAACUUUGAGUUGCCUCUACCAGCCUGGGUAUUCCAGGAGAUGGUGAAGAACAUUGACUCCAUUGAAAUUUAAAUGGAUAACAAACUAAGAAAAGAAAUAAAGUGGUAAAUGUUUAUUGAUUUUCAACUAAGACCAAUAAAAGACAAGUUACAACCAAGACAUUUAUGCUAUUCCCUAGCAGCUUAUAUUUCUGCUUCUUUGUGGUUGUGGAAGGAAAGGUGAACCAGGAUGGGAAGCACAUUAACCGAGCCACUUCCUCUGGUGUGAAAUAUCUCAAUUCCAGUUGAUGCAACAAUUCUACUUUGAGUUGAUCAUCAUCAUCUAGAGCUUGUACUUUUGAAUAAAUCUCUGACAUAUCAACCUGACUGUUGUGCUGCACAACAGACCCUGUUCCCUCAACAUAGUGUGCAUAUCCCUUUGUGAAACAACAUGAUCUUUGGGACUGAUGAUUAACAAUGUCCAAUAAC
This is a messenger RNA of Scylla paramamosain (green mud crab), 1244 nucleotides long. RefSeq lists its product as uncharacterized. Bases 64 to 849 code for a protein of 261 amino acids. The record is from RefSeq and is a predicted model, not a curated record. The transcript is spliced from 9 exons. Lineage: Eukaryota; Metazoa; Arthropoda; Malacostraca; Decapoda; Portunidae.